CGCAGACCGGCGUGCUUUGCGGCCGUCCGGCGUGCUGGUUCUUCGUGGGGGCCGCGGCUGAGGUUCCACAUCUAGAGAUUUGACCAGUCACAGGUCCCAAAUAUUUGGGGGGAAAAAUUAUCCAUAGGUUGUCACCAGCGACAGUACUGAUGGCUGGUCCCCUGUGGAGGGCAGCAGUCUUUGUACAGAGACAUAGGACAGCUCUCUUGGUGGGUUCCUGCACAGGCCUGUUUGGAAUUCAAAUUUCAUACCACCUGUGCCCAGAUCCCGUGGUCCGGUGGCUAUACCAAUACUGGCCACAGGGCCAGCCAGCUCCACUCUUCCCAGAGCUGCAGAACCUCUUCCAAGAGGUGCUCCAGGACCUGGGUGUCCCAUCAAGCCACUCCUACAAACCCUUUACUACCUUCAUCUUCCAGCCUCUGAGUGCCGGCUUCCCAAAACUCCCUGCUGGGGCUGUAGUGGGCAUCCCUGCCAUCUUCCUGGGUAGCCUAGUAACCACUGAUCAUCCAGUCAUUGUACAUGGGCAAAAAGUGGACUGGCAAAGCCCAGCAGGCACUCGGCUAAGAGAUGCCUUGACCUUGUCCCAUGGUGCCCAGAAAUUCGCCUUGGCCAGGGAGGUGGUGUACCUGGAGAGCAGUGCAGCUGCCCUGCAGGCUGUGCCAGCCCCAGCUUGCCUGGCAGGAACCUGGGCACUUAGCGUGUGUGCUAAGCAUGCCCUAGGGCUCUAUGGAGGCCCUAGGAGCUUACGAGCUGCCUUCAACUUGGCGGCAGCAUUGGCAGGCUUUGUGGCUUACGCCUUCUGCACAGACUCUCUCACUCAUGCUCUGGAAGGCUGGCUGGACCGUCGCACAGCUUCCCUAUCUCCAGACUAUGCCCGCGGUGGAGUUGAAUUCUAUGAGAAGAUUCUAUCUGGCAACCUGGCCCUGCGCAGCCUUCUAGGCAGGCAUGGAGAAAAGCUGUUUGCACCCAGUGGGAACAUCAUCCCUAAACACUGGUUCCGCAUCAAACAUUUACCUUACACCACUCGCCGGGACUCUGUACUGCAGGUAUGGAGGAGGACACUGAACCAAGACCACUCCUGAGGAACCCCUCACCAGGACAUUCCUACCUUGCCUGAGAAGAUCUUUUUUUUUUAAUUAAUUUUUUUAUUUUAAUUUUAUUUUAUUUUUAUUGUGAAA
This is a messenger RNA of Dipodomys ordii (Ord's kangaroo rat), 1178 nucleotides long. RefSeq names its product transmembrane protein 177 (gene Tmem177). The record is from RefSeq and is a predicted model, not a curated record. NCBI's taxonomy places the organism in Eukaryota, Metazoa, Chordata, Mammalia, Rodentia, Heteromyidae. The coding region runs from base 150 to 1082 and encodes 310 amino acids. The transcript is spliced from 3 exons.